CGCCAGCGCACCCCGCCCCUUUACCACCUGGAACGGCGCAGGCGCAGGCGCAGUGUCGGCAGCCGCAGUGGACGGGAGGCGAGCGGAGGGGAAAGUUGUCCAUCGGAAUCCGCUCCUUUAACGGUGAGAUCUUUGAUGACAAUACAGUCCUAUCCUGGACCCACAAGCUCUAUUGCAGCAAGUCUUGUGUUCCCAAGUGCUGAUCAUGGGACCUGUGCUGGUGCACAUUGGAUUUCUGGACUCCUGGCUGGUUUAACAAGCUUCCUGCACCCUUUGUUUGGUCUGCAUUUACACUCUCAGCAGAAUGGGGACCCAGGAAAUUCCUGUUGAGAAUCUUCAGGACGUUGAUUGUGUUGUGAGCAAGGAUGAGCCCUUGUCUUUGCACAAAGCUGUUGGCUCUGGUCACAUCCAGCAGAAUGAUGGGACGGGCAGAACCGGGAGUGAUGGCACCAACUCUGCUGAUAGCGAUCCAGAAGGCUCCCCAGUGAACACCUCAUGGGACAAUUCCAAAAGAACCUCUUCCGUCGAAUCCCUAGCUUCAUAUCAGAGCCUAGACGCGGUGUCGGAGGAUGAGACUGCAUCGGAGUGCAGAGAGUUCAUGAGGAGAUAUGUGGAAAAAAUUUUCACUGGGAGGGACGACAUUGGCCAAGAGGAAAAGGCCCGAUUUGGGGAGCUGUGCUCAGAAGAAAACAGUCAUGGCAGGGAGUGGUUUGCGAAAUACGUUAGUGCUCAGCGGUGCCAUUCCAAAUGCAUUUCCGAACAUGCUUUCUACCGAUUGGUGCAGUCUUUCGCUGUGGUUCUGUUUGAGUGUUACCAGAGGGAUGACUUCGGCCCAGCCAAGAAUCUGAUGACCAUGUGCUUCACCUUCUAUCACAUGGGCAAAUCACAUCCAAGCAUGCUUGAGCUGAAGAGAAAGGCCGCGGGGUCUGGGGAGAAAACUGGGAAUGGCUGGCUGGGUCGGAGAGACCUGCUGAAGAACACGGAAAACAUGAAGGGAUUCUUUGGGGCUCUGGAGAUGAAGCUGAAGAAUGGACAUGCGGUAAACCGGGCCCAGGAGAAGCCCAAGCAUGGAGCCUCGGAGAAGUCCUGUGCGGAGGAGACAAGAGGGCUGAAGGUUUACCUGUACACUCACCUGAAGCAGCAACCCAUCUGGCACAGUUUGCGGUUCUGGAAUGCUGCUUUCUUCGACGCCGUGCACUGUGAGCGCAGGAAACGAUCCCCCACCACCAGGGAGAAGUGGUGCCACAUGACCCCAGAGGAACGGGACGACACCCAUUGGUUUGACAAGAACAUUGCCUUUGGACAGCUAGGGACCUUCACACACAACAUGCUGGAUUUCGGGCUGAGCAGGGAACUGUGCACCAACUUCCUGAAGAAACAGUCAGUGAUUGGGAACCUGAAUCAAGGCAGGAUUACUGUCAUCUUUGAGGAUGGUUUGGGCCUGGUCGAUUUCCACCUCUCUAAACGACUCUGUGUCUUGUACAUUUCUGAGGCAGACCUCGUGGCUGGAAAUAGUUACAAGAAGAAACUUGUGCAAUUUCGGAAUGCGAGCACGUUGAAUGGGAUAGUGCUGGUGGAGAAGACCCGGCUGAGUGAGCAAUAUUUUGCUGGAGUGCAGAAGUUUGUCGUGUUGGAACUGGGCCUGACGCUGUUACCUGUGGCCAGUCAGUCUGAGGCUUCACAGCUCAUUGCCCAGCUGGUACAUGAGGAGAGUAGGGACCGGGACCACAAUCCAUUUCUGCGUAACAGCCGCUCUAUUUUGUCUGACGCUGGGAUCCUCGCCUCCGUCCAGAAGAUUCCUGGAGUCGGGAAGGUGAAAGCCAUGAAUCUCCUCUGUCGGUUCCCCAGUAUCCAGCAGCUCAGUGUUGCUACACAAGAGGAGCUGGAGCCAGUAACCGGACCAAAUGUGGCUCAGCAGAUCACAGAGUUCUUUUCACCAGUCCCCUGAGAGUGUCCCAACAGCCAGAUCACGCAGUUUACCACAGUUAAAGAUGCGGGGCACAGGAAACCUUCUCCAUAUGGAGCUGUCUGACCCUGGCUCUUCCCCACUGCUUGGUGUCCCAUGAACAGUCCACCAGAUCCCUGACACAUGUACGCAUCAGCUGCAGCUCCACCGAAGCCAUGCAGGUGCAGGAUGCAACAACCUCUCUCCUCUAUACGGGGUUGUUUGCUCUGAGCUUACCCCGCUGCUUGGUGUCUUGUGGACGACUUGCCAGCUGUGGCGUCACAGCUACACACCUCUAUAUGGGGCUGUCUGCUCCAACCCUACCCCACUGCUUGGUGUCUCUCACACAGCUGACUGCUGUAGCUACACAGAUGCAGGCAACAGGAAUCUCUACCUUCAUACAGGGCUGUGUCUACUUCACACCCGAUAUUUCAUGAACUUCUCGCCACUCCCCUGAAAAGACUCAAAUCAGCUGUCUGACAGAUACUCAAACAUGUGGCUUAACCGUAGCUAGAGACACAGGGAUCAGAAACCUCUACCCCCACAAGGGGCUGUCUGCUCCAACCUUGCCCCACUGUUUGGUAUCUCGUGAACUUCUCACUACUCCCCUGACACAGGCACACACCAGCUCCACAGGAGUGAGGCAUAGGAACCUCUAACUCCCUUACCCCACUACUUGUGCUUUUUCAGUUGUUGGGUCAAGCUGUGUGACUGCAGGGUACCACGGAUGUUCCUCAGCUCCAGUGAACAGCACUCCCACUGCUGUCCUGCGGAGCCACAUCAGGUGGGGAGGGGUGAGAGAUCUGUUCCUGUUGCAGGUCUGACUCUGCUGUGGCCACAGAAGGAGGAGAUGCUGGAGUUGGAUGUGUGCUGCUGGAUUCCACACUGGGUUGGAGACUGGCCCGUCCCGUCAGUAUUCACUUGGUGGGAGACAAAAACUGUUCUUGCAGAAAUGAGGCUCCAGGAUACCAUCCAUGCACCAUCAAUCUGAAGGCUGUGACACUCAAGGACUUGGGCUAUAUUAUUUUUUUAUUUUUUUGGUAAAUGUUUUUCUGCUUUCAUAAUUAUAUGUGCUGUGUGUCUGUUGAUUCUGUGUUUUGUACUUUAACCCCAGUAGAAUGCUGUUUUAUUUAGCUGUAUUCAGGGGUAAGGUCGAAUGACAAUUAAACAAACUUAAAAUAACGAAGCUCAAGGAUCUUCUGAAUGUGCUGUGUACUGGGAACUGGCACUGCGUUUGUACGUAGACCUAUUUCUGCCUCCUGUAAUUUGGGACUCUGGGCCAAAUUAGGAUGCAAUUUUCGUGUAAGGGGACUGCAGGGUUGGGGUGGGAGGGAGGAGUUCUGGCCAAGAUACUGGUGUGGUGUUGAGAUGUAACCCCGUCUCCUCCCCAGCUAGUCUCAUGGCACUGAAAAGACUGGAUACAGUCUGUCUGGGGAUGGGUACAGAAAGGACACAUGGUAAUGUGAUGACCAGCUCAGUACACCAGUCCUGUGAUUGGGGGGGAGCUUCUCAGAUACAGUCUGACUUGCCAAAUGUUCCCUUGGAACCUGGGGCAUGUGCUUCACAAGGCUGUGAUCAGACCCAUCCUGUGAUGUGUUGUUGACAACAGCACAGGAACAGGCCAUUCAGCCCACAAUAGUGUUACCAGAUAAAAAGCAAAUCACAAACACUGCUCCCUCCAACCCAUACUGUAUCCCACCAUCUUCCUUGCAUCCAUGUACCUUUCCAAACAUCCCUGAAAGCCUCCAAUGUUUUUGCCUCUGCCACCACACCAAGCAGCACAUUCCAAGCAUCCACAGUUCUGAGUUUAAAAAAAACUUGCCCCUCCCAUCUUGUUUAAACCUACUCCCUCUCACCUUCAAACAAGAGAAAGUUUGCAGAUGCUGGAAAUCCAUGUAACACACAAAAAAUGUUUGAGUAAUUCAGCAGCAUCUAUGGAAAAGAGGACUGGGAAAAAAUGGUGUAGUGGUAGAUUUAAAAGGUGGCGGGAGAGAGAACCACCAGGUGGUAGGUGAAACCAGGAGGGUGAGGGAUAAAGUAAAGAGCUGGGAAGUUGAAUGAUGAGAUGAAGUGAGAGAGGGAAAAAGGGAUGGGAAAUGGAGAAGUUGGAUGGUGGGGGAGGCAUUACAGGAAGUCUGAGACAUUGACGUUCAUGCCAUCUGGUUGGAGGCUAGCCAAACAGAAUGUAUGUGCUGUUUCUCCAACUUAUGAGUUGUCUCAUCCCGACUGUGGAGCAGGCCACAGACGGAUGUAUCAGAAUGGGAAGUGGAAUUAAAGUGGGUGGCCACUGGAAGAUCAUGCUAAAACAAGCGGACUAUGUGAAGCGGUCUCCCAAUCUAUGUUGGGUCUCACCAAUGUACAGGAGGCCACACUAGGAGCACCAGAUACAGUAAAUGACCCCAACAGACUCACAGGUAAAGCGUCGCCUCACCUGGAAGGACUGUUUGUGGCCCUGAGUGGUAUUGAGGGAGGAAGUGUAGGGGUAGGUGUAGCACUUGUUUCACAUGGAUAAGUGCCAGGAGGGAGAUCAGUGGGGAGGGAAGAAUGGACAAGGGAGUCGCGUAGGGAGCAAUCCCUGGGGAAAGCAGAAAGUGAGGGAGGGGGAGGAGAUAUGCUUAGUGGUGGGAACCCAUUGGAGAUGGCAGAAGUUUUGGAGAAUUAUGUGAUGGGCGCAAAGGCUGGUGGGGUGGUAGGUGAGGACAAGAGGAACCCUAUCCCUGGUAGGGUGAUGGAAUGAACUUGGAUCCCCAAGAUCUCUGCUCAUCAACACUGUUAAAUGUUCUUGCCCUUAAUUGUGUACUGUCUCUUUGCAUUUGCCCUACCAAAGCACAAUAUCUCAUAUUUAUCUGGGUUAAACUGCAUCUGCCUUUUCUCUGCCCAUAUCUGCAACUGAUCUAUAUUGUGCUGUAUUCUUUCCCAGUCUUCUACACUAUCCACAACUCCACCAAUUUUGGUAUCAUCUGAAAACUUUAUCAAACCCAUCUACAUUUUUAUUCAGGCCCAUAAGGCCAUAAGACAUGGGAACAGAAUUACACCAGCCAGCCCAUUGAGUCUGCUCCACCAUUCCAUCAUGGCUGAUCCCAGAUCCCACUCAACCCUGUACACCUGCCUUCUCACGAUAAUCUUUGAUGCCCUGACUGAUCAGGAAAUGAUCAACUUCCAUCUUAAAUAUACCCACAGCCUCCACCACAAUCUGUGGCAAAGCAUUGUACAGAUUUACUACUCUCUGGCUAAAAAAAUUCCUUCUACUCUGUUCUAAAGGGUCACCCCUCAAUUUUGAGGCUGUGCCCUCUAAUUAUGGAUACCCCCACUAUAGGAAUCCUAUCCACAUCCACCCUAUCUAGUCCUUUCAACAUUAGGUAGUUUUCAAUGAGAUUCCUAGCCAUUCUUCUAAAUUCCAGUGAGUAUAGGCCCAAAACUGCCAAACACUCAUUUGUUAACUCUUUCAUUCCUAGAAUCAUCCUCGUGAAUCUCCUCUAGACUCUCUCCAAUGACAACAUAUCCUUUCUGAGAUAUGGAGUCCAAAAUUGUUAACAAUACUCUAAGUGCAGUCUGACUAGUGUCUUAUGAAGCCUCAGCAUUGUCUCCUUGCUUUUAUAUUAUAUUCCUAAUGAAAUAAAUGCUAAUAUUGCAUUUGCCUUCUUUACCACAGACUCAACCCGUAAAUUAACCUUCUGGGAGUCUUGCAUGAGGACUCCUAAGUCCCUUUGUACCUCUGAUGUUUGAAACUUUUCCCCAUUUAGAUAAUAGUCUGCACUAGAGUUCUUUUUAUGAAAAUGCAUUAGCAUACAUUUCCCAACACUGUAUUCCAUCUGCCAUUUUUUGUCCAUUCGUGGGAAACUUGUCUAAGUCCUGCUGCAAUCGCAUUGCUUCCUCAGCACUACCUAUCCCUUCACCCAUGUUUGUAUCAUCCGAAAACUUUGCCAUCAAACCAUCAAUUCCAUUAUCUAAGUCACUGAAAAACAGCAGUCCCAAUACUGACCCCUGAGGAACACCACUAAUCACUGGAAGCCAACUGGAAAAGGCCCCUUUUAUUCCCAGUCACUGCUUCCUGCCUGUCAGCCAUCCCUCUAUCCAUGCCAGUAUCUUUCCUGUAACAUCAUCCACUGCCUCUCCUUUGUCCACUCUGCUUGUUACUUCCUCAAACAGAUUUGUCAGGCAAGAUUUUCCUUUACAGAAACCAUGCUGACUUUGACUUUAGUCUCCAAGUACCUUAAAACCUCAUCCUUAAUAACAAACUCCAACACUUUCCCAGCCACUGAGGUUAGACUAACUGGCCUAUAAUUUCCUUUCUUUUGCCUUCCUUCUUUCUUAAAGAGUGAAUUGACAUUUGCAAACUUUUAGUUCUCUGGUCUGGGACCAUGCCAAAAUCAAGUGUUUCUUGAAAGACCAUGGCAUCAGCAAUCUCUUCAGCAACUUCUCUCAGGACUCUGGGAUGUAGAGAUUAGGAAGAGUAAAGGGAAAAAAAAAUCAAUGGUGGGAGUUGUCUUUUGGCCACCAAAUGAUAAAAUUACAGUGGCACAGGCAAUAGAGAAAUAGCUGAGGCGUGUAAGUAUGGAACAGCAGUUCUCAUGAGGGUCUUUAACUUACACAUAGAUUGGGUGAAUCAAGUUGGUCGAGGCAGUUUUGAGGAGGAUGUCUUUGUAGGUUCGGUAGCAUCCGUGGUGUUACUGAACCUACAAGGGAACGUGCUAUCUUAGAUCUGGUCCUGUGCAAUGAGACAGGUAAAAUGAAUGAUCUUAUAGUUAGGGAUCCUCUUGGAAUGCAUGAUCACAGUAUGAUCGAGUUUCUCAUACAAUUGGAGGGUGCAAUAGUUGGAUCUAAAACCAGUGUAUUGUGUCUAAACAAUGGAGACUACAGUGGGAUGAGGGAGACUUUGGCUGGUGUAGACUGGACUGGGAACACAGGAACAGCAGAAGACUUUCAAAGAGAUUUUUCACGGUGCUCAACAAAAGUACAUUCCUGUUAAAAGCAAGGACAGUAAGGGUGGGGAGAGCCAGCCUUGGAUGACUAAGGAAAUAAGACAUCAAACUAAACGCUUGUGUAUACAAAGUCGCUAAGAGUACUAUAGUGGGAAACUGGAAGAUUGGGAAAACUUUAAAAAGCAACCGAGAACCACGAAGAUUAGGAAAAUAAACUAGCAGAAAAUAUAUAAAACAGAUAGUAAAAGUAUUUACAAUUAUAUACAGCGGAAAAGGGUGGCUAAAGUGAACGCAGGUCCCUUGGAAGACGAGAAGGGGGAAUUGACAUUGUCCCUGAUUAGCUGUGCAACUCUGCCCCUCCCCCCAUGGGACUGGUCUUGGGGGAGCUCCUCAAAGAUAGUCAGCAGAGUCUGAGGUCUGAAAUUAAUGACUACUGAGUGAUUGGAUGAAACAAACAUUUUGCUGGGAAAGGCCAGGAGAGAUUAUCAACCAGAACCUCCCAGCCUACCCGAUCAGAGGGGACAGGCUAAUUACAAUCAAACUUACCCCCUCCCA
Messenger RNA from Hypanus sabinus (Atlantic stingray), 7422 nucleotides. Its product is annotated as Fanconi anemia core complex-associated protein 24-like. The transcript is spliced from 15 exons. Gene Ontology annotation, biological process: interstrand cross-link repair. Gene Ontology annotation, cellular component: Fanconi anaemia nuclear complex. NCBI's taxonomy places the organism in Eukaryota, Metazoa, Chordata, Chondrichthyes, Myliobatiformes, Dasyatidae. Bases 305 to 1948 code for a protein of 547 amino acids. The record is from RefSeq and is a predicted model, not a curated record. Gene Ontology annotation, molecular function: chromatin binding.